Molecule: messenger RNA, 989 nt
Organism: Salvia hispanica
Lineage: Eukaryota; Viridiplantae; Streptophyta; Magnoliopsida; Lamiales; Lamiaceae
Product: BRI1 kinase inhibitor 1-like
Cellular component (GO): plasma membrane
Molecular function (GO): kinase inhibitor activity
Source: RefSeq, a predicted model, not a curated record
UAUAGAGAAGACAACAUUCCCCAUUUUCUUGCAAAUUAUCGAUAUCCUUCUCAAAUUAAUUAGGUAGCCUUGAAAUUUUGUUGGUCUUAAAUCACCAAGAAAAUUCCAUCAUGAAAGCACAACAUCCUAAUGAGGCACAACCAAACGUACAACCCAAAAAGCACCACGUACACCUCAACCAAACCCCGGCGCCUGCGCCGGCGCCGCCGUCUCCUCCGCAUGAAUUCUCCUUCGCCAUCUCCCUUCACCCGCCGGCCGCCGCGAAACCCUCUCCUCCGCCGUUUGCUGCCGCAAUCGACCUAUCACCGGCCGACGAUAUCUUCUUCCACGGCCACCUCCUCCCCCUCCACCUCCUCCACCACCUCCCCGUCUCGCCGCGCUCCUCCACCACCUCCCUCGACAGCUUCAAUCUUCCAAUUAAAGAGCUAUCAAAAAAUAAUAACAACAACAACGAAGAAAAGAGCCGCCACGUGGCGGAAGGGAAGGAGGGAGGGAAAUCAAAAUCCUUCUCUCUCCUCGGAAUCCAUAAAAAGGAGAGAGAAGACGACGGCGACUGCAACAGCAACAGCAACAACGAUAAUCGCAAUAAUCAGCAAUCAACGGAGAAGAAGCGGAUAUCGAGAUUCGAGCUGAUCAAGCGGUACGUGCGAUUCGUGGCGGCGUUCCUGUCGCCGGCGCGGCGGCGCCGGCGGAGCUCCGGCGAGAUUUUCCGGCAGCAGCCGUAUUCGUAUUCGGGGAAUAUUCGGGUUAGAAAGAGGGGGAGCAUGAUGAGGGGGCGGAGGGGCGAAUUCUCGGCGCCGGCGUCGAUGAGGACCUCGCCGGGGAACAGCGGGCUGCUGGUGGCGAGUGGCGCCGCCACUCCGACGGGGAAGAGCGAUAGCACAAUGGAGGAGCUCCAGGCGGCGAUUCAGGCGGCGAUAGCUCAUUGUAAGAAGUCUCAUGCUGUGGAAGAUAAAAGCAAGAUGCAGCCAUAAUUUUAUUUUAUUGUU